AAAAGUAAUUCUUGCCUUGCUUUCAAGACUUCAUGGACGCGCAAUAAAAAAAAGUUAUUUAAUAAUUGUUAAAAUAAAUUUAAUUCUUUGUCUUAUAUUUGUGCACCCAAAACUUUAUAAAAUCCGCCAAAAUGGCACUCGAACGUCCCUCACCAAUCGAUGUGACCGAUAUCCAAUUCAAAACCCACGACAGAUUCACUGUGUUCAAUCCAGGACAACUGCGGAGCUAUGUGAAUCUUCUAGCCACAGCCAGCAAUUAUAAUCUCAUGUUUGUGGGAAAUCCAAAUGAAGCUGAACUCAAAGUUAUCGUGAUAAAGGACCUCAUAGAAGCCAAAGCAUCCGGCAAAGGACUCCAUGCACGACAAGUUCAACUCCCCAACCAACCCAAUUGCCUCGCAGUCAGUAGCGAUGGGUCCAUGCUCGCUGUGAAUUACACUCAAAACGGCUGCGGUUUUGUGGCCAUUUACAGCGUCCCAAGCUUCACAAAAGCUAACAUCAAAUCACUACACCAUAUCCGUCUGCCUGGUGAUGAAAACAUCUCAGCCCUGCAACUCCUCUGGAACCCAGUAAUUGCAGGGAGUCUUGCCGUCGUCAUGAGCAAUGGAGCUCUCGGCAUGUAUGACUUCAAGAACAGCGCCUAUGAGUUUCACACCUUGGACAGCAAAGAGCAGAUUCUUUGUGGAUCUUGGAGUCCCAAAGGCAAACAAAUUGUCCUAGGUUCUCACAAUGGCAAACUAGCUCAAUACAAGCCUGACCUUAAACUAGCUCGUACAAUUCCCUGCCCACCGAACAUUCAUCCAGGACCAUUUGAUACCAUUUCGGUGCAAUGGUUAUCAACCUUCCAGUUCGCCGUUGUCUUCCUUCAACGUGCCGAAGACGCUACUCCAUAUCUAUACAUAAUCCAUGCUCCAAAAGCCGGAAAUCCCACCUAUACAAACUACUUCGACAUUUGCUACAGCUUCACAGGUCCUCGAGCUCCACAAGUGAACCUGAUGCACAUCCCACAAUGGAAUCUACUUCUUGUGACUUCGGCAAACGGAGUCGAGGUCGGAGUUUUGGGCACCAAGGAAACCAGUGAGGCCCCCACAUGGAUACAAUAUACCCUGCUCGAUGAGGCUCGGAUUGAAAUGCCACUCACUGAGAAGAGUGACGAGACCUAUCCCAUUGGAUUCACCCUGGACACCUCAUCCACCCAUCAAUUGACCAUUGCCGAGAAGAAGCUGCCCGUUAUGCCAAUGAUUCACGCCCUCUCCACCCAUGGACAGUUGGUUGCUUUUAAUUUCUUAAAUCUGCAGCCGAAUACUCCAGAUAUAUGUUCUCCACCUCCACCGCCAUCGGACACCUCGGGAAUGUCACAGUUUAAGCCUGUGAGUGAGAUGCUGGGUCAAAAGAAACCCGAGAUCACGAUGCCUGCAGUUACUUCGAUGCCUCUGGCUGUCGUCAGUCAACCACCUCCUGCAGCAGAGUUGUCCUUCGCUCCACUCGGAGGAACAACCUCAACACCAGCUUUGGAAAAACCCAAAGCAAUUUUUGGAACACUAUCUCAGCCAUCUGCUGGUGGAACGACGAUGUUUGGAGCCCCACAAUCUGGAUGGGCGCCUUCAUUCGCCCCGGUGGCAAGUGCUCCCACAACCAUGUUUAAAAAUACUGCUCCUGUGAAGACAACACCACAACCAACUCUCGGAUUUGGAGGAGCAGGAGGAGAUCUAAAGAAACCCCAGGAACAAGUUCAGGUCCAACCACCAGCGAACAUCAUGAAUCCCGAUAAAAAUAAACCUCUGCUCACUGUCCAGCCAACUUUCAACCCUCCACCGGCCAUAGUUUCCAAUCAAUCAGCUCCAACGUCUCAGACGCAACAAGUGGCAAAAUUACCAUUAAACGAGGUAGAUGACAUCGUCAACGAGAUGAUUCUCUUCCAAAUAACGUCGUUCGAUCUGGAGUUGAAGAAACUGGCCCAUCAAUCGAGAGGACUUCUCAAUAAUGUUGGAAACAUGGAAGAGAUGAAGGAAUACUCGAAGCGUUUGAAUAAUCUUCAGGAAAUCGUAGAUCAAGCAAACGAAAAAGAAUUCGAAUCCGAUUUGAGAUGUCUCCAUAAUUCCUUGAACGAAGCCUGCGCCAUGGUUGCCGAGUGUCGAAGCAAACUAAACAUGUACAAGUAUCCUGAUAUCGCAAUCCUAAAGAACGCCUCAAACUUUGAUCCAAUCAAUCGUCGGCAGUUGGCUAAGUUGCAAAGUCUUUUGGCCAACAAUCAGGCUCAGAUCCAAAUCAUACAAAAUCAAAUUGAUUCCCAAUGGUCCGACUUCCAGGACAUGGUCAAGCGGAAUUCCCGAACUCACAUGCAUACUCCGUAUCUCGAGGGAAUCUAUCAACGCAUGACCAAGCUGAAGGACAUGAUCGCCAGGCAGAGAACCAAAAUUAACUACUUCAAGUCUAAGUUGAAGCAGUAUGGACUCAUCUACAAUCAGCCUCAGAAUAGCUUGAAGGGCGAAGUAACUCUUGAAUCCCUAACGGACACAAUCCUCUCAAUGAGUUUGGGUCCAACUGUACAAGAGACAAACUCCAAAUUGACCAAAGAGAAAUUGGCGGCCUUGCGUGAAGUGAUUGCCAAUCGAAAGGUGACCAUCAUCAAGCCCCAGCGCCCCGAUCGAGUGGGUCUGAAGUCGGAGGUGAUUUUGGAGACAAAGAUGAAGAGUGACCGGAAGAUUCGAGAUGGUGCCGCCACGAACAUGGACAAAAUGGAGCAGGAGCGUAUUAGAAACGAACAGCAGCGCAUUCUGACUAAACCCACAGCCACCAAAGCAAUUGCUCCUCCUCUGAGUAUGUCAGCGAUCUCGCAGCAGCCGACAAGCUUUGGUUUCGGCGGAGAUCAGCGUCCCCUGUUGAAACCAAGUCCGACAAAGAUUGAGGAUUACAAGAAAGACCAACAGCGACCGCAGCAACCGCAACAACAACAGCAGCAGCCUUUUAUUGUAAAACCUGUGGCAUCAACCGCCGGACCGAUGUUCCUCAAGGCAGCUACGACACAAAAUACAGCAGCUGCGAUUCCAGCUUCAUCCAGUUCGUCGGCUUUUUCAGGCUUUGGAACUACAUCGAAUUCCGGGUCGAAUGGAAUGUUUUCGGGUCUCUCGAUAACACCAACGACAAUUCCGGCAUUCACAGGAUUCGGGACGAGCUCAACGUUGGCUUUUGGAGCUCCAAAGCCUUUGACUACGAAUCAAAUGGCUAAGGAACCAGUUGGGGUUGACAAAUCUGUGAAGGAUCAAAAGGAGAAUAAGCCAUUCGCAACGCCCAAUUUCUCUUCUCCUUUCGCGGCAGUUGCUCCAACAAAGACUGCCGAGCCGGUGGACAAGGAGAACAAGAUUCCAGACUCUUUUAUUCCUCUUGGAGGUAAGUCUGAGAGUUCCUCCUUAUCUACGAGUUCAGCACAGCCUCUGACUUUUGGUAUCGGCGGUGGAACAAGCGCUUCUACAGGAUUCUCCUUUGCCACUCCAAAUAAUGCUCCAAAGACGACCACAGCUUCAAGUGGAGCUCCAUUUACGUUCUCCUUCGGCUCGGCGACGACCGCAACCACCGCCUCGAAGACUCCGAUGUUUGGUGUCCUACCGAAACCAACACCAACAACAGCAGCUAUAAAAUCGGAAGUUACCACAGCAUUUUCUGGAGAGCAAGAGAAACCAGAGAACUUGGAUGGAGGCGAUAGCACUGGAUUCACUUUCAACUCCUUGAACCUUGGAACUCUGGGAUUGCCGGCUACUCCAAAUCUCUCUCCAACACCCUCAGUUUCAACUCCAGAAUCAAGCAGUGGAUCGUCUGUUACAGUUGUCAAGACAUCCACAGCUUCUAAUCCUGAUCCCACGGACUCACUUUUUGGGAACUUAAACAUCUGCAAACCCACAACCGCUGAGAAUGCUUUCAAACCUGCGUUUGGAGAUGGUAACAUCUUUGGGUCCAGUUCCUUUGCGACUGAGGCAUCAUCAGGAGAGAAUAAAUCCUUAUUUGAAGGCACUCCUGCAAGCAAAGAGUCGUCUGGUGGUUUUGCAGGAUUUGGUUUGACGAGUGAUUCCUCGAAGUCUGCUUUUGAACCGACGGCAACUGGAGCAUCCUCAACUGCGGACAGUACUGCUUCCUCCUUGACUACAACUUCCAUCACAACAACAACAACUACUUCAUCUACUAACCUCGCCCCAAAAACCACUCAGUCCAUAACGUUUGGAACCACCUUAGCGUCGUCGGUAUCGUCGUCCACAACCCAAGGAUCUAUUACCACUGGGCAAGUGGCAGCAAGUACAGCUGCUCCUCAGUCUGUCUUUGCCACGUCUUCAGCUGGAGCAACCUCGAUUUUCGCAGCGGCAGCAGUUGCCACAAGCACCACAGCAACAUCUGGAACUUCAUUCUUCGGUGGAACUGGGCUUUCUUUUGGAUCAGGAUCUACACAAGGUACUCCUUCCAUUUUUGGGUCAUUGAGUUCGAAUGCUCCUGCUCCUGCUGCUGCUCCAACAUCUGUUGCAGAAUCUCCAUUCGCUGCUAUAAGUCCAGCGGCGGCAACUUCGACAGCAGCGCCAACUUUCGGCACACCAGCCACUACUUCGGCUAGCGCUUUAUUUGCUUCGGCAGCGGCAGCAACAACGCCUACGCCUGUGUCGUCCAGCUCGGGGAGCAUUUUCGGUGGAAUACCGAAGCCGGAUCAAUCAGUUUUUGGUCAACAGCAGCAGCAGCAGGACGGAAAUGUUUUCGGCUCCCCCGCUAGCAACGAUCCAGCAGCUUCUGGGGGAAGUCUUUUUAGUGGGCAGACAACCGCUUUUGGGACUCAAGGCAAUGCAAAUAGUGGUGGUUCGAUUUUCGGGGGCUCCGCGAAUGCCCAACCGGCGGCGGCAAGUCUAUUUGGAAAUGCAGGUAGCAAUACAGGGGGAAACAUCUUUGGCAGCCCAACUCCCAGUUCUGCAUCGAAUGUCUUUGGAACUCCCACUCAGCCUGCAACGGCAUCGGGUGGAUCUAUCUUCGAUCAAACCUCGAAUGCUGGACAAUCAGGAGGUUCCCUCUUCGGACAAACCCAAGCUCAAUCAGGUUUCGGCUCGCCCACCAGCCCCUUUGGAGGUGGUGCUUCAUCUGGAGGAUCGAUUUUCGGAGGUGGAGCAAAUGCUGCCAAUCCAAAACCAUCAGCUUUUUCGUCUCCUGCUCCGGCUGCAUCUACAUUUGGCUCCGGCAAUGCUGGAGGAGGAUUUGGUUUGUUCUCUCAGACACCAGCCUUCGGCUCACCAUCACAGCCGAACGCAAACACUGGCGGAGGUUCAUUCGCUCAAGGUGGCUCGUCCAUCACUCAAACCGGGUUCGGCUCACCCAAUUCCGGAACGGCUUUUGCAAAGCCCGUUUUUGGCGGACAGCCAGCAUUCGGUGGAGCUACUGCCUUUGGAUCACCCCCCAGCUUCGGAUCAGCACCGUCUUUCGGUAGUCCCAAAGGUUUUGGAUCUUUUGCUGCACCCGCAGCAACCGGAGGAGCAUUCAACUCUCCGACUCAGAAUAACAAUUUGUUUGAGGCACUUGGUUCGUCUGACACUGGGCUGACAUUUGGCAAUUUGGCACAAAACAACAAUCCCAAUCAGCAGAAACCUGCUUUUGGAGGAUCUUCCUUCAUGAGUUAUCGUUCUUAAAUAGUAACAAGAAAAUAAAGGAAAAUUAAAUUUACUAUGCGUGGAAGUGUCUCGUUUUUUAUUUUACUGUUCGAUUUAAUAUAACUUUGUUUGAAAAAUAAAUACGUAGUUUAUAAA
Eupeodes corollae is the source of this 5765-nucleotide messenger RNA. RefSeq names its product nuclear pore complex protein Nup214 (gene Nup214). Gene Ontology annotation, molecular function: structural constituent of nuclear pore; protein binding. Bases 132 to 5648 code for a protein of 1838 amino acids. Gene Ontology annotation, biological process: protein import into nucleus; RNA export from nucleus. Gene Ontology annotation, cellular component: nuclear pore. Lineage: Eukaryota; Metazoa; Arthropoda; Insecta; Diptera; Syrphidae. The transcript has 12 exons. The record is from RefSeq and is a predicted model, not a curated record.